Messenger RNA from Vanrija pseudolonga, 2511 nucleotides. It is a transcript of the gene vps901, whose product is annotated as Vacuolar protein sorting-associated protein 9a. Lineage: Eukaryota; Fungi; Basidiomycota; Tremellomycetes; Trichosporonales; Trichosporonaceae. The record is from RefSeq and is a predicted model, not a curated record. The coding region runs from base 1 to 2511 and encodes 836 amino acids. Gene Ontology annotation, biological process: vesicle-mediated transport. Gene Ontology annotation, molecular function: ubiquitin binding; small GTPase binding; guanyl-nucleotide exchange factor activity. The transcript is spliced from 5 exons. Gene Ontology annotation, cellular component: cytosol; endocytic vesicle.
AUGGCCACCCCACCGGCCGACGACACGCACACCAGCGUGCAAGGUGCUACGUCAGAAGCACCAGCAGCAGUGGCGCCUGCACCACCAGCGCCCCAUGCUCACGACGACGACAACGCUGCAUCCCCAUCGCCCGUGCAGCAGGAGCCAUCAGCCGCAUCAGCCUCAGACCACCCCUCGCCCUCGCCCGCCGUCGUCGUGGACCUCACAUCGCCACCGCGGCCCGCUGCCCCGCCCGCGCCCGCUACUGGUGUGAUCACAUCAAGCGCGAGCACGGACGCUGUGACUUCUCCAGGCGACGCUCCAGACAACGCACCAUCACACUCGACAGCGGCAGAGGAGGAGGAGACUAACGGGCACGCUGGCGACAAGCAGGACAAGACGACGCACACCACCGCCGCCGCGGACACCCUCGCACCGCCCUCGCCCAGCUCCCACCUCUCCCCUCCGUCGCCAACAACGCCGCUCACCCCCGCCUCGUCGAGAAGCACCCCGGCGCCCGCCUCGCCAAGCAAGCAGCCGCCCAUGUCGCUGGGCAGCAAACCCCUCCCGGCGUCGCCGAAGCCCGCAGGCCUAGCAAUGGCCGAGAGCCCGCCCCGGCGGAGCAGCCUCAACGCUGCAGCGCUGAAACGCCCCGCGCUGUCCCUCGUCACCCCGGCCGCCGCGACGCCCGCCCAGCGCGCCGUCUCGGGGAGCGGCACGCCGCCCGGCGCGCCGGCCAAGGCGCCGCUCGGCGCGCUGCGGACAGCGCCCGACCUCGCCGAGUUUGACCCGUUCGCGACGCCUGCGCCGGCCGCAGCGGGGCCAGCAUCAGCGGCUGUGCCGCGCCGUCCCGCGUCCGGCUCGGGCUCGAACGAGGCCACGCCGACCCAGGCCCGCCCGCAGCCGCAGCCGCACCAGGCCAGCCGGUCCGCGACGCCCGACACGCCGGGCGCAAGCACGGGCGCGUCCCGCCCCCGCCGGAUCGUGCGCGCUGAGAGCGGCGACGCGGAGAGCACAGGCGACGAGCCAGUGUUUAAUUUUGCCGGCUUCCUCAAGGACCUGCGCAGCCGCCCAGCUGACCCCAUUGCGCGGUAUCUCAAGAGCUUCUUAACAAACUUUGCCAAGAAGCCGUUUACGAUCAACGAGCAGAUCAAGCUGGUGCGCGACUUCUUGAGUUUCAUUGCCGAGAAGAUGCGCGUCGUCGAGCCGUGGAAGUCGCAGUCGCCAGCAGAGUUUGACAACGCUCUUGAAGCGAUGGAGAAGCUGGUCAUGAACCGGCUGUAUCCUUUCACGUUCACACCGCAGCUUACCAACGGCCAAACCAUCACUACUGAUGACCUCGAGAGGGAUGCAGUGUUCGAGCAGCGAGUACGCCUGUUCAGCUGGGUGCGCGGUUACCACCUCGACGUGCCAGAGAACGAGGCGACCCAGGGCUUCCUCGGGUUCGCAGAGCAGGAGCUGCUCAAAAUCAACCACUACAAGGCGCCACGAGACAAGAUGAUCUGCAUCCUCAACUGCUGCAAGGUCAUCUUUGGCCUCAUCCGACAUACUGCCGGCUCGGAUGCCACGAGCGCCGAUGCGUUUGUGCCCAUCCUCAUCUUUGUGGUCCUCCGUGCCGCGCCUGAGAACAUGCUCUCCAACAUCGAGUACAUUUCGCGGUUCCGCAACGCCGAGAAGCUGCAGGGCGAGGCAGGCUACUACCUGUCCAGUUUACAAGGCGCAAUCCAGUUCAUCGAGACGAUGGACGCGUCGAGCCUGUCAAACAUCACGCAGGAGGAGUUCGAGUCCAACGUCGAGAAGGCAAUCCAGGAACUGCCCAGCUCGCCGAGCUCACCACGCGCACGCUCGUCUAUACCCUCUGGAAACAACGAGAUUUCGCCGUGGGCCACAACGCCUGGUGAGGAGCCGGCGCGGCAGCUCGCGCUUCCAGCGACGGCAGCGGCGCUGGACGGCACAAAGCGCUUCUUCCAGCGGACUGGCGACGCAGCCAAGGAGGCCGUUUCCCGCCCGCUCAAUACCAUCAGCAAGAUCCUCCAGGACAUGCAGCAGCAGGCGACCGCCGAGAGCAGCAGCGAGAGCGGCGACGACGAGGUCGUCGACCGAUGGGCGCCCGGCGGGCCACGCGACAGGCAGCACGAGCACCGCGCGCACCACCCGCACGGGUCGAUGCCCGUCGCCGUCCCGGCACCGCAGUACAUCCAUGGGCGGGGCGAGGCGGCGCCGCCGAGCCAUCUCCUCGCGCAGCUGGGCAUCUCGCCAGGUGACCCGACACCAAGGUAUGUGGCGUGGCGUGACGCUUGCAGUGGCACGCCCCGCGAACCGACACCAGACUACGCCGCGCAGAUGCACCACACACUCGAGGCGAGCCACGAAGAGUAUGCGCGCGAACAGGCGCGCGCGGCCAACGUCAUGACCCUGCAUCAGAUGUUCCCGGCCCUCGACGAGGAGAUUGUCGACGCGGUGUUGUACUCGUGUGGCGACGACCUCGGGCACGCUAUUGACAGGUGGGUUGGCGUGGGCGGCGUGCGCUGA